AUGGCCCCUCGUCUCGUCAACUAUCUCUCAUUUCGAGAGCCCGAAUUAGGUGUGCCACGGAUCGGCCAUGUAGAUUGGGAGAGCAGGACCGUCCAGCCUCUCGCAUUGGCAUCAGGAUUCCCGCUCCAAACUCUAUACCAGGUGAUUGCCGUGGAAAGCGCGGGCAUCAAGCCCGUGGGAGAGCCCCUGAAGCUUGAUGCGGUGGAAAUCCUACCACCAAUCACUGGCCGUGAUAUCCUUGCCGUGGGAAAGAACUACGCGGAGCACGCAAUCGAAUUCAAUAAGUCUGGCUACGACAGCUCCGAUAAGGUGGACCAGCCAUCGCAUCCGGUCAUCUUCACGAAGCGCGCAACAUCGAUUGUGCCGGAUGGAUCUCCUAUUGCGUUCAACCCGUCUUUCACGCAAACAUUGGACUACGAGGGCGAGCUGGGAGUCAUUGUCGGGAAGGCUGGCCGUGGAAUCAAGGCUAAAGAUGCCAUGGAUCAUGUAUGGGGGUAUACUAUCAUCAACGAUGUGACCGCUAGAGAACGACAGCGUGAUCAUAAACAGUUCUUCAUUGGGAAGUCCGGUGAUACCUACUGCCCUAUGGGGCCUGUUGCCGUUCCUGCAUCUGCUCUGCCGGAAGUUCUUACGGUCCAAACGUUCGUGAACGGCGAGAAACGCCAGGAGGCAACGACACAAAGUCUGAUUUUCUCAAUUCCUACCCUGCUAGAGACAAUAUCAGAGGGAAUGACUCUUCAGCCCGGUGAUGUUAUUGCGACUGGAACACCUGCGGGCGUCGGCUUUGGGCAGAAUCCGCCCACUUACCUUCAGCCAGGUGAUGAAGUGACUGUGAAGAUCACAGGGCUUGGUAGCUUGACGAAUAAGAUAGCAGACGUAUCUUUUGUGCCAUCUGUCGAAGCUCCAUCUGACUUGAAUUUGCCGGCCAUCAAUACGUCCAAGACUGUUACCGGGAACACGCUCACAACGAUAAAUGGAAAGCCUCUAUACUACAAGUCUCAAGGGGCUGGAGACAAGAACAUCGCCCUCAGCCUCGACAAGUCUUAUCGGCUUCACUUGGCGGAUCUUGAAGGUCACGGUCUUUCUCCGACAUCUGCCGUUUCAAUUAUCACUAUUGAAUCCCUCGCUAGUGAUCUGGAAGGGAUCUUCGCAAUGACAAGCGUCACCUCACCAGACACGACCAUUGUCGCCCAUUCAAUGGGCUGCUUAGUGGCUCUGCAGUUCGCGAUGCAGAAUCCCAACCUCGUUAAAAAGCUUAUUCUGCUUGGCCCUCCUCCCAAUCCAUUACCAGACCCUGCCGUGAAGGCAUUCCAUGACCGAGCAGCUCUUGUUCGUAAGAACGGCAUGCUUGCUAUUGUUGAUGCGGUCUCUUCAGCUGACACCUCACAACGGACACAAUCUUCUUUUGGGCCCUACGGCGUACGCCUCAGCCUUCUCGCUACUGAGCCUGAGUCAUAUGCUAAGGCCUGUACUGCCCUUGCCGAAUUCAAGGGACUGGACCUCGGAAAGAUUCACAGUGAUACCUUAAUCGUGACUGGAGAUGAAGAUAGAAUUAGUCCGCCAGCUCUUUGCGCCGGGUUUGCAGAGAGGAUCCCUGGCUGCCAACCGCCGGUGGUGCUGCGUGAUGUUGGUCAUUGGCAUACCUUGGAAGACCCUCAGGCUGUUGCCAAUGCCAUUCGAGGAUUUCUCUAA
Messenger RNA from Penicillium chermesinum, 1692 nucleotides. RefSeq names its product bifunctional fumarylacetoacetate hydrolase/alpha/beta hydrolase family protein. The coding region runs from base 1 to 1692 and encodes 563 amino acids. The record is from RefSeq and is a predicted model, not a curated record. The transcript is spliced from 4 exons. Gene Ontology annotation, molecular function: acetylpyruvate hydrolase activity. NCBI's taxonomy places the organism in Eukaryota, Fungi, Ascomycota, Eurotiomycetes, Eurotiales, Aspergillaceae.